UGUUACUAUGCUGUUUGCAGAAAGCGUACACUUCUGCCUGGGAUAAGGACAAGAUCAACCUCCACAUCAUGCCCGACACCCCUGAGAUCAUCCUGGCCAAGCAGAACAAAAUCAACACCAGUCUGAAACAAUACCGUGAAGGCUAUAUGGACGCCAUAAACAAAGGCUACUACCUUCCCAAAGAUGCAAUUUCUGUAAAAUCAGCCAGGGCCUCCCGAGACAUCGUCAGUGAUUACAAAUACAAGGCCGGUUACCGCAAGCAAUGUGGCCAUCAUAUUGGUGCGCUCAGCGUCAGAGACGACCCUCUGAUCAUGUUGGCCGCUAACGCAGCCAGGAUCUCCAGCGACAACAUCUACAAGAAGGACUUCAACAAGACCAAGACCAAAUACAACCUGCCAGGCGACAUGCUGGCGAUUGAACUGGCCAAGAAGUGCCAGCAUCAAGUGAACGACUUCAACUACAGAACUCACUUACACCAGUGGACCUGCCUGCCAGACUCCACGGAUGUGGUUCAGGCUAGAAAGGCCUACGACCUCCAGAGUGAUGCCGUGUAUAAAGCCGACAUGGAGUGGCUGAGGGGAUGCGGCUGGUCACCACAGGACUCCGUGGACGUCGUCAAAGCUAGAAAAGCUCAGGCCAUCAUCAACGAGAGGCUCUACCGCCAGCCCCCCAGCUCUGUGAAGUUCACCAGCGUGGUCGACCUCCCGGCGAUCGUCUUGUCCAAGCAGAACGCUCACAACAUCAGUGAUAGGAAGUAUAGAGAAGUCUGGGAUAAAGACAAGCUCUUUUUCCGCCUGCCAGUUGACACCCCCGCCGCUGUGCUGUCCAAAGCCAACGCUAUCACCAUCAGCAACAAACUGUACACAAAGGCAUGGGACGACCAGAAGGCCAAGGGCUACCACAUCAAGCAGGAUGCCAUCGCCGUGCUGAAGGCUAGAGCUUCCAGAGAUAUCAUCAGUGACUACAAGUACCACGCGAGUUACCGUAAGCAGGUGGGCCACCACAUCGGCGCUC
Anarrhichthys ocellatus (wolf-eel) is the source of this 1014-nucleotide messenger RNA. Its product is annotated as nebulin-like. NCBI's taxonomy places the organism in Eukaryota, Metazoa, Chordata, Actinopteri, Perciformes, Anarhichadidae. Gene Ontology annotation, molecular function: actin filament binding. The annotation marks the transcript as partial. The record is from RefSeq and is a predicted model, not a curated record. The transcript is spliced from 7 exons. Gene Ontology annotation, cellular component: Z disc. Gene Ontology annotation, biological process: cardiac muscle thin filament assembly.